This is a messenger RNA of Arthroderma uncinatum, 405 nucleotides long. RefSeq lists its product as uncharacterized. The record is from RefSeq and is a predicted model, not a curated record. The transcript has a single exon. NCBI's taxonomy places the organism in Eukaryota, Fungi, Ascomycota, Eurotiomycetes, Onygenales, Arthrodermataceae. Bases 1 to 405 code for a protein of 134 amino acids.
AUGAAGAACCACCGACGCAAUAACGUCAAUGCCAGCGCUAUCACCGUCACAGAGUACACAAUGCCGUCCCCGCUAGACUGGUUUCAAAUCGUAUUCAUUCUAGCUCUGUACGGCUCCGGAGUCGCGUCGGCAUGGAUAACACCAGGCGACAACGCUUGGAAUCUGUUGACGCAGUACUUCCCCGGCGGCCCUGAAUGGGGACUCUGGUUCAUUCGCACCCUUGUAUCUUUGGUUGCUCUUGCUCACGCGCUUGAAGUAGUGCUUUUCGACCAGUGGCGCAUGCAGAAACAUGGGGUGAGGCGGUGGUCGACGCUCUGGUGGAUGUGGGAGAUAAGUUGCUUUGUGGAAGGCGUUAGGACGUGGAAUAGAAUCGACAAGGCGAUUGCGGACAAGAAGAAGGAAUAG